This is a messenger RNA of Racocetra persica, 987 nucleotides long. The record is from the annotation of a GenBank genome assembly. NCBI's taxonomy places the organism in Eukaryota, Fungi, Glomeromycota, Glomeromycetes, Diversisporales, Gigasporaceae.
AUGAAUUACGAGGUACGAGAGGACGUUUCCAUGUUGACAGCAAUUUCACCAAUUCAACCGACACCAAUCGCGCUUCCUGUUGAGCAAGACGGAUCUGGUCAUCGAGAAACUAUUAUUCCCUUGUCACCUACCACACCCAAAGAAGAUCCAGCAGGGUUUAGUGGUACAGCAGGCGUACUUAGCGAUAAUGGUACUUUCGUUACGCCUCAAGCGGCUAACCCAAGUGUAAUCCUUGCAGUUGGUACUACCUUUCAAAAUUGGGAAAACGUGGAUGAAUUUCUUGAAAUCUAUGGUCGAGAGCGAGGAUUUGUUGUCAGAAAGAAACGAGUUGAAAGGGAUGAAAUGGGGAUGGUUAGAAAAAGGACGUAUGAUUGUGAACACGGAGGACGGUAUACUCCAAAAAAAAAAGCAGCAGUACAUGAGCAACGCAAUCGAACGUCUAAACGUAUUGAAUGUGGAUGGCAUAUCAACCUUUCGUUUCCAAAAACGAGUACAUGCAUAACUGUUACUACGUUCGUGAAUGAGCAUAAUCAUGAACUUAAUAUUCAACAAACACGAGAAGCUAGACCAUCGUCACAACCAUCAGCAAACCAAGCGAUUUCAUCACCUAGGUAUCGUAGUGUAUUGGAAGCAGCGUCACCAAAGAAUCGAAAUUUACCGAAAGCAGUUCUUGAAGAUAUUGAAUUCUAUACGCUUCAUGGUAAUUUGGGAGUUACUACUCAACGACAAUUAUUGAAGGCGAAGUAUCCGAAUCAUCAGCUUCCUGCACGUGACAUUGCUAGUGCGGUUCAAAAAUUUAAAGGAGGAACUGAUCUAAAAGGAUUAGAUAAUGAUGCUGCAAAGCUUUGGAUCUGGGAAUUGGCGCGAAGAGCGACACAAAUUGCGGUUGAUCAACAAGAUAACAGUUUGGAGGAACUUUUACGACGUUAUAUCAGAGAAAAGGAAGAUCGUAUUGGGAGGCAAACCUCUCAAACAACUCCACAAUAA